AUGUCACCAAUGCCAUCAACUCCAUCAUCAUCUUCAACUUUUUAUCGAAAUCUAUGGCGUUUAACAGAACGGAAUAAGAAGCAAAAAAAUGAAAGCUUAACAAAUAGUCGUUCGAAUAGUGAUGAAGCGAUUAGCGAUCAUAGCAAUAUGCCACAGCAGCAACAACAACAACAACAACAACAGCAAUUACAACAAUCCGUAGAAGUGUCAUAUGGAGGAGCUGAGGAUUUGUCACCACCACCUAAAGGGUUUUGUUUUCAUUUAUGCAAAUACUAA
Molecule: messenger RNA, 276 nt
Organism: Cercopithifilaria johnstoni
Lineage: Eukaryota; Metazoa; Nematoda; Chromadorea; Rhabditida; Onchocercidae
Source: the annotation of a GenBank genome assembly